Molecule: messenger RNA, 8009 nt
Organism: Xenopus tropicalis (tropical clawed frog)
Lineage: Eukaryota; Metazoa; Chordata; Amphibia; Anura; Pipidae
Gene: sbk1
Product: SH3 domain binding kinase 1
Exons: 5
Coding region: 1609-2787 (392 amino acids)
Cellular component (GO): cytoplasm
Molecular function (GO): transferase activity; kinase activity; protein serine/threonine kinase activity
Source: RefSeq, a predicted model, not a curated record
GCGGAAGAUCUAAUAAAGGGGAAAAAGAUAAAUCAAAGCAGAUAUAGAGAAAGACAGAAGAUAGACAGGGUUAUAAGAGGACAGGGACAGAGAGAUAGUGAAAGGGAAAUGGAUAUGGGAAGGCAAAAAGGGACAGGCAAAGGAUAAACAUGUUGGGAGGAGAGUCCCAGAGGAACACGGAGGGAAGAGGGAUGGAAUGAAGGGGAAAUAAAUAAAGAAAAUUGGCAGAGAAAGGCACAUUUACACAUGGAGGCAGAGAGACACCCAGGGGAAUAUAAGGGACGAUAGAGACAACGGAGUCAGGGCAACACAAGGCAAAUCAGGCAGAGGGAGACAUAGAUCAGCCAAAAGACAGACACACAGCAACUAAGCAAGAGAGGACAGAAUUACAUGCAGGGAUAACACUGGGGGGAGAGACAGUGAGGUACAGGGAUAACACAGGGAAAGAGACAAUGAGGUACAGGGAUAACAGAUAGUGGGGCAGAGGAUAGCUCAAGAAGUGACAGACAAAGAUACACAGAGAUAUCACUCAUGGUACAUACAGAGGCACACAGGAGAACACAGGAGCGGACAGACAGAUAUACACAGGGAUAUCACAGUGGGACAGACAGCAAGAGAGUACAGACAGACACACAAGAGAAGGGAGACACAGAGACACUGGGAGAUAAGACAAUUGGGGGCACCCCAACACACUGAGAUAAAACGAGAGGGGACAGAUAAUAGAAAAACAGGUAUCAUCUAAAAAAGAAAAAAUAGAAAUUGCUAAAGGAGCAGAGUGAUAAAAGGGCUUAGCAACAGAGACACCCAGGAAGAAGUUAAGGCAACACAGAGACUGGGAAUAAGGAGGAGACGGAAUAGAGAGAGCCAAGCCGGGCACACAUAGUAAUAGAGAGACAAAGGGGGAGAGAGAAUAGAAACAGAGACACAUAAGGGUAAGGCAGGAGAGGACAGGCAGAGGGAACGCAUGAGAGAGGCUAGAAGGAGAAAAGGCUUGGGGAGGGAGAGAUAGAGAAAGCACAAGAGGACAGGCAGAGGGGGAGAGCUGGAGGGGAGGGAGAUUGCACAGGAGAGAGAACAGAUUGGAAGAGAAAGGCAGAGUGUACAGAGGGAGAUUAUAGGCAGAAAGAAAGGAGGAACAGCAAGGUGCAGAGCUGGGAAGGACAGAUAGUGAGAGGAAAGGAACGGAGAGAUAAAGUGCAAGAACAAGGAGACAAAAGGACAUUUAGAAAAGAGAGAGGCUGGCACAGUAAAUCACACAGGGGCUGCUAGAGGCUGGCCUCCCUGCCGGGGACAAUAAAGCCGCUGGCUGUUACUAGGGAGGACCAGGGGCUGUUUCUGCUGCUGGAGGACAGGUUAGGGCACAGGGUGGGAAGGCCCAGCCUAUGGAGAGGAGGGCACCACUGACAUGCAUCUGAUGUGCUGAAGCACUGGCAAUCCUACAGGACUGGCACACACGGGAUGAGAGAGGAGGGGUGAGGAGGACUCUAUUACCCUGGAUCUGAGCACCACCAAUUCCAGAUCCUUCACUGCAUCACCCACAAUCCAGUCUCAAUGCCUGCCGGUCCCUAAACACACCAUAAACAUUGAGGGGUCUCACACAGUGUGAACAUGAGUGCUGGGUCGGUGGAGCAGGAGCCGGCGCGGAAGCUGGGCUGUUGUGGCGUGCCGGUGAUUACAGAAGACAUGCAGGCCUUAGCUAUCCGCAGCCUGUCUGGGAGCGAGGUGCAGAAACACUACGAGCUGAUUCGGGAUCUGGGAAAAGGCACGUACGGAAGGGUGGAACUGGUAUCCCACAAAAGCACAGGAAACAAAAUGGCCCUGAAGUUCGUGAACAAGAACAAGACAAAGCUAAAAAGUUUCCUUCGCGAGUUCAGCGUGACGAGCGCGUUGUCCUGCAGCCCUUUCAUCAUCAGAGCAUUCCAUGUUCUAUUCCAGACAGAGGAAUGUUACGUGUUUGCCCAAGAGUAUGCCCCUGCUGGGGACCUCUUUGAUAUAAUCCCCCCGCAGGUGGGCCUUCCUGAGGACAUGGUGAAACGUUGUGUGCAGCAGCUGGGCCUAGCUCUUGACUUCAUGCACAGCAAGAGCCUUGUGCACCGUGAUAUUAAACCUGAGAAUGUCCUUCUGUUUGACCGUGAGUGCCGUCGGGUCAAGCUCGCUGACUUUGGCAUGACUCGUAAAGUGGGUUGUCGCGUGAAGAGAGUUAGCGGCACCAUCCCUUACACUGCUCCGGAAGUGUGCCAGGCUGGACGCACAGAAGGUUUCCCAGUAGAGACCAGCUUGGAUGUUUGGGCUUUUGGAGUACUUAUAUUUUGUGUCCUCACUGGCAACUUUCCUUGGGAAUCAGCAUCACCAGGAGAUGCCUUCUUUGAGGAAUUUGUGCACUGGCAGAAAGGACGCCUGCCUGGUCUCCCCUCUCAGUGGCGACGGUUUUCUGACAAUGCUCUACGAAUGUUCAAACGUCUCUUGGCUUUGGAGGCAGAAAAGAGGAGCCCGGUCAAAGAGGUCUUCUUCUAUAUCAAGUAUGAGCUGCUUUCUGAAGUCAGGCGUAGACCUUCCUACCGUUCACGCAAGCAAACAGGAGAUAAGUUACCAUCAGUGCCCCAGCGCCAUGAAAACCCAACUCCCCUCAAGAGGACAAUCCUUACAGAAGGAGGUUCCUCACCACGUGCCCCCCAUUCCCUGCCAGAACCUGGCCAGCCUUCUGCUGGCAGUGGCAGGACAGAUGGACGGCAGGACAAAAGCAAAGCUCAAAUGCUGCUAGCCACUGCAAUUGAAAUAUGUGUGUAGGAUGAUUCCUCGGAUUCAGCUAUUUUAGGAACUGAUGUUAUAGUGCCAAUUGAUGGUCAGUUCAUCAUCAGGACUUUUAGCAAAUUUGACCUCAAUUGAACUAGAUGGGUUUCAGGUUACAAGCAAAAAAAAAAAAACCCCAAUAUUUUUAGCUGGUGAGUGAGAGUUUUAGAGAAAAAAGGAAGAAGUAAUGUCCUAGUUGGUGGAUAGAAGAGUCUCAGAGGUUUUUGAUCAAUAUUUGAUAUAACACCAUUAGGAGUAGUGAUUUUGUGCUAUUGUUGUCACAUUCUGCCUCAUGAAGGACUAGGCACCUUACAGCCGUGUAGGCAACAGGGUAAGCCCUUCCUGCAAAUGUGCCACAUUUACUCUGUUUAACGAAGGCACAAGAUAAGUCGGGUCAGUGCAAGACCUCCUUGACAUCCUUUACGAAUCCAAUUCUUGCAAAACACCAAUACCCAGAACUAAAAUAGCACAGUCAGGGCUAUAGCAAUCCUUCUCUACUAUUACUGCCAUGCCAAAAACAUGCAGAGAAGGCACUGGCAGUCCAAACCUUUAUUACACUUGCACUCCAGCUAGAUCCUAUAGUAUAAUCAUGCAAGGGGAGUUAAAUGCUACAUUUGUACAAUGCCCCAGGCCCGUUUUUUUUUUUUUUUUUACUUACCAAGGGCUUCCUAUGCCUUCAUAGGAUACAAGAGCUACAUGACUAUCCCUGAACCCUUUGAUUUAAUGGUUAACUAAGUGUAAGGGAUAUCUUAACACUCAACUGACAUUCCCAGACAUUAGAAUGAUUGCCUCUUUCAUCUCCAUCUAUUGAUCCCCACUAUAAGCUAUUGCGCUAUUGCCGUGGCUAUUUAUUUCUAAAAGAACAUCUGGCACAAUCUUAUUGGUUACCUUUUAGACCAUUUUAGGUGGCCUAGAACUUUGAUCACAUGGAUGUCAGGCUUUCAUUAUAAAUGGCUGACAUACAUCUUGAUGUAGUAAUACACCAGGGUAUAAAACACACCACUUGGUCCAUACACCAUCUUUCAUAAUAGGGUUGACCCUCAAGAAAUUAUAUUUUUGAUACUUAAAAAUACAAAGUACAAGCAAAGAAACUUGCACUUUCCCCAUCUGAAAUUAUGUGACUAUCCCGCCGGCCACCAAGGUUUUAUUUUGGAAGUAGUCAAUGUAUGACUCUGAGCUGAACGGAACAAAACUUGGUAUUUCAUGUAUUUUAAAGGGAAAACAAACACUUUGACGGGCCGUAUUGUUCUAGUAAACAUAUGGCUCAGCACAGAGCAAAGAGAAACCUGAAACUGUAGAAUCUACAGCACAACGGUACCUUUAUCAGGACCAUUUAGAGUCCAUACCGGUUGGCACUAAGCUCAAACCAGGGCUUGAUGCUCCGGAUAUUGUCCAUCAAACUCGAUACUGAUUGUGUGCACAGAACAUUCUGCUGCUGACUGGAAUUGGUACGUACUAGAGGGGGUAGAAUGUUGCUUUCCCUUAGCUAAAGCAGUUAUGUCAGCUGGAGAAUGAAUUCUGAUUUGACUACAUUCUACCAAGGUCUCCAAAAAGCUGCACGGCUCAUUGUUUGUAUAUCAAACGACCCUAACAACCAGGCAGUGGUUUGAAUGAAAGACAGGAUUAUAUAUAGGAGAGGACCUGGAUAGAAAGAUAAGUAUUAAAAAGUAACAAUAAGAAUAAAAUUGUAGCCUUACAGAACAAUAGUUAUUUGGCUGCCGGGGUCAGUGACUUCCAUUCGAUAUGGGAAUUAAAGGGAAGGCCAUCUACUCGGCACGCUCUGAAUCAAAUGCAACGUUCUGUACACACAAUGAGUAUUCAGAAUUAUAUAGUAGUGAAUGUCACCCAUAUUGGAUUAUUAUAUCUUAAGGGUCACCUCCUACAGGUGGAGCAUACCUCAGACCCAGGUAUGGGGUGGAAUCUGUGGAACCUACAAACCCUCUGAAAAAAGACAGAAACAUUUGGUUGAAUGGAAGCCCUUAGCACUAGAUCCAUCAGAAUGCUCAGGAGUUAGAACCUUUGCUGGCAGAAAGACUGGGAUAGUUGCCAAUGGAAGUGUUUGAAUAAUAGCAUUCCCUGCCCAACCACAAACACUGCCUAUGCAGCGCACAUGUAGCUAAGUGUACAACUGUCUUUGUGAUGUUCUAGGCAGUGUUUUACCUACAGUGUUGUGUAUCAGUCUGCGUAAGUAGGGUUUCGCUUUCCAAUUCCUCCCUGCUGGGCCAUUCCAUUAUUUCAGUAGACUAAUGACUGGUGUUGCUGUUUAGAAGUCUCCUUGGGAUCAACAGCGGAGGAAGCCCCUGUAGAUAACAGAACUAGGGUCUAGAUCAAAUGUAGCACUUCUAAUUGGGACCAUUAAAUGGCUCCUUCAGUGUUGUCAUUCAGGGAAGGUAAGAAGCUCGCAAUCAAUUUCUAGUACUAAUGACCUUACCCAGUACCCAUUAAGUUGGAGAACGUUGAACCCAACCAACAGGAACCCACCUGCCUCCCCACACAUUCACCUUGUACGCUCAAUAAAUUGUCUACCCAGAUGAUUCCCUCAGAAGUCCCUCUAGCAUCAGUAAUUACAAACUUCUAUUAAGGGCUACAGCAUAAAUAACACAAACAGAAGUGCCGUGACACCAAAUCCACAAGGACAGAGCAUCGUAGGCAUCAGAUUGAAAAUGGCCGAACACUGGCCAAGCUCACUACAUCCUCUUGACGAGAGCAUGGAUCCACUUGCAGGAAGAGAAGCUGUUGAACACAAUCUCAACCUCACUGGGGGAAUAUUAUGUGUUUACUUAUUUUAUAACGAAGCAGUCAGAGCACAAUCUCCUCUUUGUCUCGUCCUGGUUUUAGGGCUUCUAGACAGGCCAAAAUGAGCUUUUCUAUGUCUUUUUUUCCCCCUUUUUCUUCGACCCUGUACAUUAAAAACACAACGUGGCAUAGAGAACUAAAGUAGCAAAUUCCCUUUCUUGCCUUAGAAGUCUUUGAUGUUCACAAUAUUAGUGCAAUAAUGUAGAUAAGGUAAAUGACUGAAACUUUUUAACUUAACUGUAGGACAUUUCUGACUCCAGGUUAGGGCUAGAUUAGAAAAGUUACCUCAGUAUAUUUGACCUGUUAAAAUAAAAUCUAUAGAUAUAUAUAUAUAUAAAUAUAUAUUUAAAGUUGUGUUUAGAGCUAGAGAAAUAAAAGAAAACAUAUUCUUAAUUGUGAAUUGUUUGAAUGUGAAUAUAAUGCUUUUUGUUCCAUAGGCCUCUUCUAUGCUUUAUAAAGGGGUAUGUGCCCUGGACAGAGGCAGGGACGUCAGGAUCAGUAAAAGGCGGCCAUUUUUAUUUCCAUGAUGAGACUACAGAGAGUCUGUUUGACCCAAUCAGGGUCGGACUGGGGGGUGAAGGUGGCUGUACUGGCUGUGCCCCCUUACUCCCCCCCCCGCAGGGGCCCCCCUAACCCCUCGUAGGGCCCCCCACCCGACGUCCUACCCAGAGCACGUAAAUUUAACGCGUCAGGGGAGGGGCGGUCGGGCAGGGGGAGCGCCACAAGGCUUGGGUCUGGCCCACUAGAGCCGGGGCCCACCAGGAUUUUUCCUGGUGUCCAGGCGGCCCAGUCCAACUCUGGACCCAAUAAAUGAUGGCCAAGUACAAAAAAAGAAGUCCAUGAAGAUGCCAAUCACUGUGAGGUGACUGAUGAUGAUCUUGCCCCCAGCUUGCAAUUUUGGUUGAAUAGGGAAUAACUUGACCAUGUAACAGAACUCAUUUCAACAGUAGACGUCUAUGUGUCCAUGUACAUUAUCCGCUUGGCCAUUCAUUUCUAUACAAUGCAUUAUAGAUAACACACCUAGACCCUAGAGCUUUCUAUUCAGGGAAGAACAGGCUUUCUAUACAAGAGAACAAUCCCCAGACAUUAUUAGACCCUCAGGCACGUAAAAGGGCAUUUUCAUUUGGAAUGCAAUAAAAACCUAGCCACUCUGUUCCCCAUGAGGUUUGACGAUGACGUAAAUGAAGAAGUGAGAACACCCGGCCCCCCGGCCCCCUUCUCAUUGGCGUUCAAAGGCAGCUUCUUCCAUUAAUAAGAAAAUGGAACAUUUUUAGCCGAAUAAAAAAAAAAAUCUAAUUUACAGAUAAGGAUUGUGCUAUGACAUGUGACCAUUCCCUUGUGUUGCUCCACAUGGAGAAUUGCACUUUGUGAAUAUACAAUGGGAACAUAAAGCUUCCUCAGAUAGAUUGACGACAUUGCAGCAAGUAGGGAAUAUACUGAAUUAUCUUUAAAAAGACCUAGACCAUCCAUCAUAAGCUGCUGGACACUCUGUAAGGAAUGGGCAGGUUUCUUUAGACCCAACCUCAUGGCAUUUUAGUUCAAUGGGUUUCCUUGAUGGACAAGACACAAAGAAAGAUUGAACUCCAUGAUUGGAUUGGACCAAACUCUAGUACAUUUUGGAGGCCAAAGAAUAUCUAGAACCCUUCAGAAGAAAUCUACAUAUCAGUGGUACCCUAGUAACACAGGCAAGGCAACAUCACAAGGAAGAGCAAACACUUAUCUAGAGUUUUGGUUUGGUACAGUGCUUAGUGAUGUAGUAGGGAUGCCACGCAGUGAUUGGUUGAUUCUAUGAGUAUAAAGUGUGGCCAUGUUAUCCAUCUUGCAGAUCCAUACAUCUCAACUUGUAACUUCUCAAUGACAAUCUGAUCUACGCCGAUCCUCCAGCAACUACAGGAACCUGUUGGGUCGGUUAUGUUGCUCCAGCAAAAUCACCCGUGUAGCUUAGCCUAAACUUUUACAGCUAUAACUAUCAAUAUUAAAGCAUGCAUUUAUACAGGAGACAGCUUGAUUUGUGUAUAGCAACCACUAUAAUAUCCCCCUCCCCCCCUUAUUUAAUAGAAUAACAAACCCAUGUCGAGGUAGCCAUAUCUGCCGGCGGUUUGACAGUUAAGGAGGUUAUGGAACAAAACAAAGCAUUGUUCUUUGUCAUUUACUUGUGUAUUUCCGUCUUUGUGAUGACGUCUUUGUGUUCCUGCACUGCGAAUUAGGAAAGACUAUUAGAAGAGUAAAAAUCAAAAAAUGCAAAAAAAUUCAAAAUGCAAAAAUAAAAAAAAGGUCCUUUGUUCUCUCCAGCCCCUGAAAACUAAGAUGCGCCGAGUCAGCAGUGCAGAGGAAAGUUUUCUAUAAAGCUGUAUGUAUUUUAUUAUUGCUUUUUUUUCUUUUGUUUUUCAUUGUAGAUUAUAAAUUAAAAUGGAAAAAGUCUA